Bemisia tabaci is the source of this 3209-nucleotide messenger RNA. It is a transcript of the gene in, whose product is annotated as inturned planar cell polarity protein. Gene Ontology annotation, cellular component: cilium; cytoplasm. The record is from RefSeq and is a predicted model, not a curated record. Gene Ontology annotation, biological process: nervous system development; cilium assembly; vesicle-mediated transport. Lineage: Eukaryota; Metazoa; Arthropoda; Insecta; Hemiptera; Aleyrodidae.
UAGAUAAGAAGGAAAAAUAAAAUGUUGCGGUGCGGAGUUUUCUUGAAUUUUUUUAAUGCUAAGUCUUGUUAAUUUUUACCUGUAAUGUUUUUAAGUAGCCAUCAUCUGAAUGAUUAAUUACUUUUGUACCAUGUCAUUACCAAGCUGUCUAUCAGUUUCCUAAUAGGAGAAUGAUAUCAAGAUCCUGUACGCUCUGCAACAGUUGUCUAUUAUUCAUAUUACUAUUGUAUUUGACUGUGGGAGCAGAAUGGCAGGUGAACACGAAACGCUAUUGCGACAACAAGGCUACUGCAGCGAUUGCCUCUCGGACUCUGACUGGUCUGAAAGUAGUUUAUCCUCGUCUUGCAGCACCUCCUCUUCAGAUCAUUCCUAUUAUCAUGGCAGCUCCCACCAUGAGUGGAAAAAUGAAAUUAUGCCGAACGGUCAGGUCUUUCACAUAAGAUCUGAGAAACUAACGUUGAAAACUGUCGCUGAAAAUACUGCUCAACCAACCACAAAUGGCAGAAAUGGAAGGGAAAAAUCGACCACCGAAAAACUGGUGAGACUGAUAAGGAGAAGAAACAGUCGAAGAACCAGGAAAAAACAUGUUACAGAUAUAGUCGCAGAUAGUGACCAAUCAUCUGUACCUAAAAUCGAAAAUGCGGAAGAGUCCAAGGCCAUAAAUUCAUCGGAGGAAGUUGUCAGCACAAAUAAAGUCAAUUACUCAUAUUCCGAUCUACCAUAUGGAGUAAUGUAUUUUCAUGUGAAAGAUAUAAAUGAAACUAACUGUAGUGACCAAGGUUUAGUCUAUUGCUAUCCUCGACCCGUCAAUGAAAAUUUGAUUUAUAAUAUAAAAGGUGCUCUAGUGAUGUUGUAUCAAUUACUUUCUGAUAUAACUGUUUCUCCUCUUACAAGCUCGAGUGUAAUAGUGAAAAAUAAUCUCUGUCAUAUAGUGUUUACCCCUCAAAAUUUUGAAUUAAUGGUCCUUUUCGUUCCAGAUUCACGAUGUUCUCGGCCAGAAGCUUUAGCAUUUACAAAAGAUGUCGUUUGCUUUCUUCAGUUUAGCUAUCAAUCGCUGUCAAGAUGUUUCUCCAGUCCGCAGAACCACGACACACUCGAUCAUCUAUUUUCAGUGAUAUUUGCUCAGUUACUAAGUAAAAGCUCCCAGUUGUCAUCAACAGGUGAAGAAAAGCUGUCUGUUUUAGAUUCAUUCUCUUGCUCCUUUGAGCAAUUUGCGCCAGCGGCUCAUCGUUUACCCUUGCCAAGAGAUGCGCAGGUGCAAAUAGAUGACGCCCUCAGCGAAUUGGAGUCCAAUGACUUUAGUGAAAUCAGUGAUGCUCAUUUUGGAUGUCAGCGGCUUUACACAAUCGUUGGAACUUGUCUUUUCUACAAGAGUUAUCUACUAGCCACACAUCUGAACCAGGAUGAUUUGGUAGACGUAGUUUCAUUUUGUCGCCACCACAAUUUAUUGAGGACAGCACGAGAUGAAGUCAUAAAAUCAAUGCUUGUCUGGCGAGAGGUGUACCUGAAAUCUUGCGACCGUGGAGUGACAAAGGUCUCAAAUAACAGCUCAUCCUAUAAACUGCCUAAUGGUCGCUGGUUUCUUCUCGUUGUAGGUCUGGGCCAUGAAAUGUUGGCGGUUUUGCUGGAGUCAGGCGGCUGCACAGUGAAAGCACCUGAAAAUCCAUCUCCAGAUCCUUUUUACGUCAGGCAGGCCCUUGAAACACUGGAACAUAUUAUUAGAACUGGAGUCAUAUCGCUGGUUGAGCAGUCGGUGCCACAGCAAGAUGUAAUGCACGGUCUGGCCUCAAAAUUGUCCUCUAAAUCUGCCGAUAGCUUGUUGGCAUCUCAUUCAAAUUUCCUAAGUAUGAAACAUUCAGACCUGGGCUCGGCAAGUAGAAUAUCCGCUGAGAGAGUAUCUCUAACAGCAUCUUGUGGGGGAGAGGACACGUCGAGCAGCAUAACGAGUGAUGUUGGAUCAGCAGCUCCCGGACCAGUACUCGGCCGACGCGCUUUAAGAGAAAAGGCCCUGUCUAGUUUUGGCGAUUCCAACAGUCACCACUUUGAUUCAGAGUAUGACCUCUCUGAUUCAGACCUCACUCCUUCACAGACGGAUUUGGCAAAUUUGGAUUCCAGCUUCAUUUCAAAAAGUUCUAUGAACAGCAAUGAGUCAAGUUUGCCGUUUAGGAUAAGUACGGUCGACGCCAAUCAUUUAUUCCACUUCAUUCAACUUGAUCGAGCAGAAGGAAUCCUGUUGUCAAGAUCGAAUUUAGCAGGGACAGGCUCAUCUCAAAAACUAAGCUUUGUCAUAAAUAACUUCACCAAGUGCGUUUACAACAUUCAACGGAUAUUUGAGAAUAGCAUCAAAUUCAAACGAAUGAACGGAUUGGAGGUUAAAGGAUCUGUCAUGAAUAACUCGCUCAUUGCAAUCAAAGAGCAGGGUAUUCUCUUUGAGUAUCCCCUCAAUGAUAGCGAUUCGGAGAAGAAAGUCAUGUUAACGUACUGGGUCGUUGGGCGGUUGUUCUUCCUCCCUCAUCCUCGGGAGAUAUAUGUCUGCUACGAGGACACUGUACCACAAAAUAUGGUCGAGAUUGCUUUCCGAAUCGCUCUUAGUUGUGUCAGUUGAUGAGUAAAAAUGAUUGAAUUUGCAAAACCAUCUCAGUUGGGAGCGUGUCUCACAGGCAUUGCCAUGUACAAAGUAAUUUCCAACUCAUAUUGCAGGCUGCACAGGACCUAGUUUUACUUGGUCUUUUUGAGAACUAUUUGCUACGAGUUACUACGUUAAAAAGGGUAAAUAAAUAUUGUACGGUUCUUUGAAAAGGAUUUAAAUGCAUAGAAAAAUUUAAGACAAUAUCCAUCUGUACAGAGAAAUUAAUACCAAAGGUAUUUUCUUUUUAAUUUGUCAUUGUUUUGGCUCUUUCUUGAUAUUUACCACCCAUGACUAAGUAUUAGCAAUGCAGCAUUCUGCUUCUGAAAAAUUUCGUUGUUCGUGCCUUGAAACUUGCCAUAUUUGCCAAGAUAGUUUGUAAGACAACAUAAAAAAUAUAGUGGUAUGAAUACUCAGGACAAAUGAGUGCCUUAAACUUUAGUGCCGUCCAUUUUUGAUUGAUGAUAAUUUUCCACUUGUAAAAUUAAUUGUUCAGUACUAUUUUUGUUAACUGUGCCGUCCAAAUAACUUUAUACCAAGAUACAACAGUUUCACUGAAACUAAAUAAAAUUUAAAAUUUCAA